AUGCCUCCAAAGCGAAAACUUCCUCGGCGCGGGAAGGCCCUGGGUGGCGAGCUCAACCUGGAUGCCGUGUCCAAAGAACGAAUCGACGCAGUCACAGCGGAGCCCCUCGAUCCUGUCAAGUUUAUCGAGGUUCUCAGUCCGGAUCAAACAUUGAGUCUCUUCUACAAUACGAGCACACUGAUUCGAAUUGCAGUCGAUAAUGGAGGUUUUAUGCAGCCACCACAUUUUCGUGAACCGAUGUCAAACGCUCUCCGAAAGCAAAUUGAGGACAUUGAAGGUAAGAAGUUCCACUUUGAGUCACGCAACACUGUCAUUCAAAGCGACGAAGGAGAAGAGGGAAGUGGAAUUGCAGUUCUGCAUCGUCACGUUUACUUUGACCAGAUUAUGGACGAGUUCUACUUACUCAAUCCUGCGGAAGUGUUUGUGUGCCCAAUGUGUUACGAGCACUAUUUGACAACUCGAUUUCUGCCCGCUCGGAUGGAGGAAGGCCGUUCCGUAAAGCACCUCCGAAACAACCAGCCUGUCGUUGAUCCUCUUGACGUGCUUUUGCAUAUGCAAGGCGAAGGCCCCUCCACAGGCGCUGCGGACAAUGAGGCGGCAAUUGUGCCUGACUCAGCCUGGGACAAUGUACUCGCUCACAUUGUGUUCCGCAGGGCUGCACAGUGGAAAACACACCUGGAGACUCAACAUUGGGUGACUGGUGUAAGCGCUACUGACUAUCGACUGCGUGAUGUCCUUUGCACAUACUACAACAACUACAAUCAGUGGAAUGAAGAAAAAUACGAAGAGGAGGUGAAACUGUACGGUAGCGCGCGAAAGAAAGCCGCUUUAACGCUGCAGCGUUAUUGGCACCUAAAUGCCAGUUACAAUCGGCUACGGUACAAUCGGGUAGUUGCCGCAACAGAGCUAGCGGAGGACCACGCGGAGGCAGUAACGGUGAGCGCAUUUCCAAACGAGACGGUUGCUCACCACUUCAACCCGGAAGAUGAAGAUGAAGACGACUUCAUUGAUGAUGACACUGACACAGAGGACUAUGUGCCUCCCUACUUGCCUGAGGACGAAGAGCUUUCCGAUGUAGAGGAUGAUGCGGAUAAGUCAGAAGGGAAAACACCUCAGCGGCGCAGGAAACGUAAUCGCGAGCGCUCAGUAGAAUCGGUGUUUGCCUCAUCCCCAUCGGCAUCUUCUAGCACUACGGCAUCUUCUAGCGACUCAGACUACGAUGCCGAGGUUGAGAAGCAGCGGGCGCUAUUCAAGCGGGGUCUCCUUGCUGAAAGAGACUGCUAUUUUUCGCGACUCUCUGCAGAAGACCGGCACUUUUUUGAGAAAAGCCAACGCUCAAACGUAGCACCGAGCCAGCUCUAUGAUCCCCAUAUGCAUCCGAACAGCACGCACUUAUCCACAUUAGAUGACGAUACCGACUGGGAAAACAUUGGGGAGGUACUCCCGAUCAAGAGCCCCAUAAAGCUAAAAAAGGAAAUUUCUCCUAGCCUUCCCCCUGCAGGUGCAGAUGUAGGGUCGGUCAAAAGUAAACUACUUCUUGACGACGAUGAACCGCUUCCGCAUCUUGUUCCUCAGCAACAACUCGCACCCAGCACGCGGUCGUCUCAUCUACUGUUGGACGAGGACGAGUAG
Molecule: messenger RNA, 1632 nt
Organism: Leishmania braziliensis MHOM/BR/75/M2904
Lineage: Eukaryota; Euglenozoa; Kinetoplastea; Trypanosomatida; Trypanosomatidae
Exons: 1
Coding region: 1-1632 (543 amino acids)
Source: RefSeq, a predicted model, not a curated record